Onychomys torridus (southern grasshopper mouse) is the source of this 3626-nucleotide messenger RNA. RefSeq names its product sphingosine-1-phosphate receptor 3 (gene S1pr3). Gene Ontology annotation, molecular function: sphingosine-1-phosphate receptor activity. Lineage: Eukaryota; Metazoa; Chordata; Mammalia; Rodentia; Cricetidae. The transcript has 2 exons. Bases 346 to 1476 code for a protein of 376 amino acids. The record is from RefSeq and is a predicted model, not a curated record. Gene Ontology annotation, biological process: G protein-coupled receptor signaling pathway. Gene Ontology annotation, cellular component: membrane.
GCAAAAGUUUGCCUUCGGAUCCUCUAGGGCAGAGUCUGGGUGAGCGAAUUCAGGGGAAGGCGACAGGGUCCGGGUGCUGAGCGAGGUGACUGGACGACCAGGAGAAACCUGAGGCCACGAGCGACCUCCGGAGCUCCUAGACCGGAGUCUUAGCUAAGACACCGCAGGAUGCAGCCAGCCCAGAUGCGCUUCGCCGACCGAGAGCCUAUUUUCUACACUCUGGCUGGAUCCAGGCCUGCGCGCCUUCCCGAAUCCACCACCACGGUUCCAAUUGUUCCUUGAAAUGAACGUUCCUGGAGCGCCCUCUCGUGGACUGUUGAGGUAACCAUCUGUCUAGAGACAGUCAUGGCAACGCAUGCACAGGACCACCAGCCCAUCUUCGGGAAUGAUACUCUCCGGAAACAUUACGAUUACGUAGGGAAGCUAGCAGGCAGGCAGGACCCCCCUGAUGGUGGAACCUUCAUCACCACCAUCCUCUUCUUGGUCACCUGUAGCUUCAUCGUCUUGGAGAACCUGAUGGUUUUGAUUGCCAUCUGGAAAAACAAUAAAUUCCACAACCGCAUGUACUUUUUCAUCGGCAACUUGGCUCUCUGCGACCUGCUGGCCGGCAUAGCCUACAAGGUCAACAUUCUGAUGUCCGGCAGGAAGACAUUCAGUCUGUCUCCGACAGUGUGGUUCCUCAGGGAGGGCAGUAUGUUCGUGGCCCUCGGCGCGUCCACCUGCAGCUUAUUGGCCAUUGCCAUUGAGCGGCACCUGACCAUGAUCAAGAUGAGACCCUAUGAUGCCAACAAGAAGCACCGCGUGUUCCUUCUGAUUGGGAUGUGCUGGCUGAUUGCCUUCUCGCUGGGCGCGCUGCCCAUCCUGGGCUGGAACUGCCUGGAGAACUUUCCUGACUGCUCUACCAUCUUGCCCCUCUACUCCAAGAAGUACAUUGCCUUCCUCAUCAGCAUCUUCACAGCCAUUCUAGUGACCAUCGUCAUCCUGUAUGCGCGCAUCUACUUCCUGGUUAAGUCCAGCAGCCGAAGGGUGGCCAACCAUAACUCUGAGAGAUCCAUGGCCCUACUACGUACUGUGGUGAUAGUGGUGAGCGUGUUCAUAGCCUGUUGGUCCCCCAUUUUCAUCCUCUUCCUCAUUGAUGUGGCCUGCAGGGUGAAGGAGUGCUCCAUCCUGUUCAAAAGCCAAUGGUUCAUCAUGCUGGCUGUCCUUAACUCUGCCAUGAACCCUGUCAUCUACACUCUGGCCAGCAAAGAGAUGCGGCGUGCCUUUUUCCGACUGGUGUGUGGUUGUCUAGUCAGGGGCAACGGAACCCAGGCCUCACCCAUGCAGCCUGCUCUUGACCCAAGCAGAAGUAAAUCAAGCUCCAGUAACAACAGCAGCCAUUCCCCAAAGGUCAAGGAAGACCUGCCCCAUGUGGCCACCUCUUCCUGCAUCACUGACAAAAACAGACCACUUCAAAAUGGGGUCCUCUGCAAGUGACUGUCUCCAAAGGGCCAGCUCUGCAGCCACACUUAUUUAUUGCAUGUGUUACUUCCAUGUGGGCUCUUAGAGUCCUUGACUUUGGAGGUCUGCUUGAUGUGGCCACAGUGUGGGCAUCUUCUGAGGAGGAGACCAAGGAAUCAUCAACACAUUUCAGCCUGGAUAUGGACGUGCCUUGUCUGUUGCAUGCAGGCUCCAUCCUUUUGAAUGUACCAAGCUGCUGAUAUCAUCCACUGCCUUUGGAUGCCGCUUUCCCUGGUCCAGGGAGAGGGCAGGUGGUGAUGUGCUAUGCACAGUGCACCUUGGGGUGAUGUUUUGUUAUUUUCACACUACAUUUAUUUUUCAUAGAAUGGGUGCUCAUGUACGUGUUUGUCUGCUUCUGUGUUGCCUAGGAUGUGUAUACCAGGUUUUCCCAGGUAGAACCCACAUGAAGUGCCAGCCCUCCAUGCAUUAUGGAACUGUUUCUCCAAACCUGCCCCCACUGCUCUACCAGUUCAAGGUCACCACCACAUGCUGAGGUGAUGAGCCCCUCCCUGUCCUCUAGCAUUGGCAUUUAGCUCAUAGUAGUGAAAAGUUACUAAAGCUCUGUCUUCUCAAAAGCCUCACCAAAGAGAAGCCCAGACGUGUGGGUCCCCCUCUCUUGUGUCCCAUGCAUAAGUUUAAGCACAUCUGAAAGCCAAAUUAUGUGAUAAUUUGGGCAUUUCUGAACAUAACAGAAAAGCCAGCUAGGCUCUCUCAGAACCCACUAAGGAAAGAGCCCAUAAGGAGAGGUAAGGUGCUCUCCACUGUGGGUCUCCUUUCCAAGGGACUGGAGUCAGUCUGCUGCAUGUAGGAGUUGCCAGCAGUGAGGUUUACAAGCCAGCCUUCAGCUGGAUGAUGCUGAGUUCAAUUCUACAUAGAAAAGCUCCAUGUCAAAUGUCCCCUUUGCUGUCACUGGCAAGGAGAUGGAGCUAUCAGAAAAGCUUCUCAACUCCUUCAACGUGAGCCCUGACCAGAACCAUUCAGUGAGAGGACUCUGCCAGGCUAGGAGGUGUGGCAUGGCUAUUUGUACAUUCUUCAGAAAGAAGCAUCGUCAUUCCCUAAUGGUGGACGUCCCCAUCACUUGGACCUGCAUUCCUUUGUCCACCUUGUAAAGGAAGCGCUCACACCUCUGAACUGCCCCUCCCCAAGGACUCCAGCCACGGGCCACACAGAUGGAAUGUCCUCGGUGUGUCUGGAGGGCUGGUCAGCAGCCAUGCUCCCAGAGAAGUCUUCCAAACGACUCUCACUUGGGGGGACCUCAUGUCAGAGCUCCCCAUAAGUUGAUUAGCAUCAGAGACCAUUGCCUUACAAACCCUGCCUUUACACACCAGGGGCCUUUGUAAGCUGAUUUUACUCUCGGUGGUUACCUGAUGGCAUUUGUUCUUGCUUAGGGAUCCUAGGUAACCAUGGGCUGAUUGACUAAAGAGUUUCCUUCAAGUUACUCCUGGAGGAUAUCGCAUGCUGCCCAGAAGAUGUUCUGCUGGAGUGUUGCUCUGAGUUCUUCUCUACAUCACUGAAAAAGAAGAACUUAUUCUCUUGCCACACAGCGUUGACGAUCCAAGGCAUUUCUGGGAAAGGAAAGUGUGAAAGUGUUGGGCUAAGGAAAACAAAACAAGCAAACAAAGCAAAAACGGAAAAAAAAAAAAUAGACCAGUGUGUGGUGGAGUUGAGGUGGGAACAGAAGGGCUUGAGGACAUGCUCUUUCAUGCUUUAUGGAUGGACCUGGGUCACUAAUAUCAAUAACACAUUUUGCAUGACCCUGACUGGUGAUAUCGUCCUGUGGCUGUUUCUACUUAGCAGCCCCUGCUGGGAACCGUGCCCACCAUUCCUACUAGGAGGCAACAACAUUUGUAGCAUGACAGACUUUGAAGCAAUUGAAAUUAAAAAUACACUAAAAAUCUAAUUGUGCUCACUUGCUAUCCUUAAAGCUGAUCGAUCACCUGUGAUGCUGGCGUUCACUGCUUCACUAGCUAGCCACCUGUACAGCAUUUAGACGGUGAGUGUGUGCAACCCUCACCCUGACGGUCAGAAACCAGGGACCCGCCACCAGAGAACCUGGGGCCCACCCAGGGCUGUGAGCAACCUUUACUAUGUGCAGUUUAUGUUUAUUAAUAAUUAAUAAAACUAAA